Messenger RNA from Megachile rotundata (alfalfa leafcutting bee), 1943 nucleotides. RefSeq names its product Ecdysone-inducible gene E3 (gene ImpE3). The record is from RefSeq and is a predicted model, not a curated record. Lineage: Eukaryota; Metazoa; Arthropoda; Insecta; Hymenoptera; Megachilidae.
AAACCCCACAAAGCAUCACCAAAAGCGUCUACAAAAACCAAGAAGUUCGCGGAACGAGCUCGCAUAGCGGUCGGUUGUCCACGUACGUCGAACCGUACGAUGCAUACCGAUCGCAACUUAAUUUAAGUGUCACGAUGGCCGGCUACGACUCGUUCUUCCUCGUCUAGAGCGAUCGUCGAAACACUCCUGCGAACCGCGAUCGUUCGCGUGUGCGAUCGAGCAUGAUAUAGGUGUGCGAGCCACCGAGGACGAGCUGGAACCGUUACGAGCCUUUUCGAGACCAGUCUCGUGGCGACGCUCGACCGCGAACCUUGAUCCGGACGAGGAAAAUAGAGGAAUCCGAGGACCCUGUGCUUUUUUUCCCCAGACGACCUCCGACGCUACUUGCGAUUCGCGACGACAGUCUGGCGCAGUCUGAUCGCGCUUUGAGGACUGCGGGUCGAUAAUGGGAUCGAGCUGGCGCUUACUUUGAAAUCUUUCUUUCGAAUUUCUUGUGUGUAAUUACUGGGUAGUUUUUUUGAAUAGUGAGGACAUUUUGGUGGGGAAAUAUGAAGGUGGUUUACGGUUUUGUUGUUGUUCUUCUGUUUAGACAGGCGAUCGCUGGGAUCAUUAGAAAUUCCCCGGCGUUUUCGAAGCCCGUGUACUCGGACUCGUAUCUUCCGGCUGCCAUGCAGGUAAUAUUUCACGCAGUAGAGCAACUAAAACUCAUCCAAUCUGAAGAAACUUCGGAAGCCUCCACGUCUUCAACAUCCACAACCAGUCAACCAGUUGCACAAACUCAGUCCACCGUCCCAGACGACGAAAGUACAACUCCACACGAGAACAUAAAAAUUGACGCACCAUCAGCAGCAAACGAAACACUGAUUGAUAUUGAAAUCUCCACAAGAAGCGAAAUCGAUGAAGAGUCAAUAAACAACGCUUCGGAGGAAUCGAUUGACAGCGCCAGUCACCAGGAAUCGCCGGAGAUCAACCAGGAAACACCGGAAGUGAACUACGCGACGCCAGAAUCGAAUUACGAGGCGUCGGAGGAGGUGCAUCUCGCCGAAGAGGCGAAUCAAGAAGUUCCUGAAGAAAAUCACGAACCGACGGUUUCCUCUCUGGGUGUAGAAACUUCGUUUAUCAAGGAGGUAAACUUAGAAGUUACCACAAAGAGCUCUGGUUCUGGGGAACAUCAAUCAGAUGGGGAGGAAGAUAAGAAACCAAGCAUUGAUAGCGUGGUGCAGGAUAUUUAUGAAAUUAUAAAACCUACUACGUCUAAGUUUGUGGAUGUGGAGGUUUCUGGAGAGUCGAAGAGCAUCUUGGGAGUUGGUGGGGAGAAGGAGACUGGGGAGGACGAAGAGGAUGAGACUAGGUUCACUCGUCUAGGUGAAAAGGUGACGCAAGUUCCAAGGCCAAGUUUAAGCAGCUACUUGCGACGUGCCAACGUGCGACCCAGCGCGACUCUUCAGCAACUAGCGAACCUUUACGACUCCCUGAGUAAGGACGCCAGGAAGCAAGGAUUCGGAAAAUACACAGGCUACUCCGACGAAGUUUUGAACACCCUCGAAACGUCCGCAGAGGGUGGAAUCGGGUCGCAGUUGAAGAAGAUACUGGACAAAGUGUUGGAAAGAAACGAGUUGACGAGGGACGACGCGAGGACGAGGACUCAUCAAGCUGUACGCGAUCUUAAUAAUCCUUCGAGCAUGCUUAAUAAGGAUUUGAGACCUCUGUUGCCUUUAAGAUACUCACCCUAAAUGUAAUACUUACGAUUCAUAAGAUAUUAUUCUUAGAAAUUAAGAAUUUCUUUCGGACUCUGUUUGACGAAAUGUGAGACUAGCAAGGUGGAAAUAAAGUAUAAGUAAAGAAUUAGGUAUAAGCUCUCUUGUAAGAUCUCGAUGUUUAGCGAAAUUAUUAUGAGAUUAAUAUUCCUGUACGAUUGAUACUCAAUAAAGGUUUUAAGACGA